Messenger RNA from Brienomyrus brachyistius, 2905 nucleotides. RefSeq names its product protein phosphatase 1, regulatory subunit 15B. The transcript is spliced from 3 exons. Gene Ontology annotation, biological process: response to endoplasmic reticulum stress. The record is from RefSeq and is a predicted model, not a curated record. Lineage: Eukaryota; Metazoa; Chordata; Actinopteri; Osteoglossiformes; Mormyridae. Gene Ontology annotation, cellular component: endoplasmic reticulum; protein phosphatase type 1 complex. The coding region runs from base 779 to 2452 and encodes 557 amino acids. Gene Ontology annotation, molecular function: protein phosphatase regulator activity.
GCUUGCUGAGUACCACUGGUGAUCAGGCGUGAACCUGUUUACUGUUGGGCGGUGCAAGAGCCGUGUUUCUGUCACUGUCCUAUGUGCUAUAUUUAAAACUGUAAUUGUACUGCGAUUUUUUUUUUUGUUUUGUUGCAGUGGGCAGAACAGUUCAAUUUUACACUUAAAUCGUUCUGUUCCUCAGGUUUUGCGAAUGCCACAUUUUUACGAAUUGCAUUUAUUGCAAUUUCAUCACGUCUGACUGUCUUAAAGAUCGGUGUUUAACAUUAGGUCUGCAGUUACACUCGUCAGUCUUAUCAGAAGCUCCGGACCAGAUAUCGCUCGGGAGUCCCGGGGCGUCGAACUUUCCUCCGACGCUUCUUGUAGUUUCCAGCGCAGUUUACGGGUAAUCGGACACGACACGGAUAAAGGGAAGGGGUGUUGCUUAAUGGGGGAGGGAGGCGGUGGCACAAGAGUGACAGCGCGAUUCUCUAACCGCGCCUGCGUUACCAGUUGAACCAAACACAGAGAUAAAAGGGGUGGUACGCCCGGGUGCUCACGUUAGUCAUUUCCAGGGGAGGAACGACCGCGGCUGCCUUUGUAGACGAAAAGAAAGUGAAAACCGUUACUUUGUCUCGAAAUUUUUACCGGCGAACAAUAACAUUUAUUCGACUGGAUCUGAAUCAUGAAGGCAGUGUACGACCUCACACAAGUAAUCUGGAAGAAAAACAACGCACUUUCUCAAAACGUUAAUAACCAGAAUUGCUGGUGAAUUUAUUGGUGCUCUGUGUCGCUGAAAAUGGAAACUAUUGUGGGUCCUGGGAAGGAGAGAGCGGACGGGGCCGCCGUGCAGCGAUCGGGGGACGCGGCGAUGUUGAUCCUGCCCUGGACGAAGCAGAUACUUUGUGUCGUUUGGGAUCAUUUGCGCUUUCUCGUUCAUGUUAUUUACUACAGCUUCCUAGCAGUCUUCCAGAUGUUCAGACUGGAGGUACACUUGAGGAUCACGGAUGAGACGGGCCGUCACGUCCAGCACAUGAGCACGUCUGACGGGCCGGCUGAAUCCUUCAUCCUCUCUUCUUUGUUUGAUGGGACAAACAUGCUGUCCAAGUGUGGCGUGGACACGUAUGCGGGAGGCUCACACGCCGCGCUGCUCUCUGGCCUGCGGCCAGAGGACCUGUGCUGCAGUUUGGUGGACGAUUUUGUCUUGCGUGCUACUGAAUGCUUCUCCGAGUCUGAUGAAGAUAUGUGCUUGGGGCAUCACCCUAGCUGGCAUCCAAAUAACAAUGCUGACUGGGACAUACAUGUGGCUGAAGACUUAAAUGGCACAGCUGACAUGUGCUGUAACUACAACACACCUGUGGAGGUAUUUGACGCAGCACCUGAGUCCGAGUGCACUAAAGACCUGGAGGAAACUUCAUGGGAUGACGAUUAUGAUGAUGAGGAUGACGAUGAGUCCAACCUUCAGCAGAACGAGGCAAUGUGGGAGUCUUUUACAAAAUGUAACGAUCCUUACAAUCCCUUAAGUUUCUCUGCUUGUAUGUCUACCUUCUCCAAGAAGGAAUACACACAUGAGACAGCAGAACGUAGAAAUGGGAAGAACCCCAAUUCUACCCAAAAAGAGGAAACUCUACAAAAGACAUAUCAGGACACCGGCCACGUCUGUUCAGACAGCGAGAGCGGUUGGGACAGUUCCUGCGAGUCAGCAGCCGAGGAGGACGAGGACAGCCAGAAGAUCUGGGAUUCAUUCACCCAUCCUGAAGACCCUUACAACCCCCUGCACUUCACGGCCUGCACCUCCAGCUCCCAGAGAGCUUGUUCAGGCGGUGUCAGUCAUGGGGAGGAGACACCCAGUGUUGCAGCUCAUGAUGAUGAUGAUGAUGAUGAUGAGUUAGAUGGAUUGGGACAGGAUGACCACAUGGGAGGUAGUGAAAGUGAUGAAGCCCAUUUCUCAGAAGAGGAUGAGCUGUGGAACUCAUUCUCCCCGGGUGACGAUCCUUACCACCCUCUUCACUUCCGGGCUUGUCUCCGGAGCUCCCCGCCAGCACAUGGCAUGGCACGCCUUGGCCCCCAGCUCACAGACACGACCACCCAACCAGAAGGUUUACAGAAGGCCUGCAUGACAAAGCCACGUUUGCCAAAUAGACACUUUAAGCACUGCUGCUCCCAGAGGUCCUGGGACAGUCCAAAGACUGUCCCCUGGACGAAGAGAAGGCUGACUAGCGGGUUUUCAGCAGAGCCUCAGAAAAAGGACAAACCACAGAUAAAAAAGGUGAGGUUCUCACCCGUCAUCCAUGUCCACGUCAUGCGGGCCUGGUCCUCUGCCCUCCAGGCGUCCAGGAAGGGACAGUGGGAAGAAAUGGCCCGCGACCGGGAUCGUUUCCAGCGGCGGAUUGCGGAGGCGGAGCAGGCCAUUGGUUACUGCCUGAGUGCUUCACACAGGGAAAAGAUUCUGGCUCGUAUACAGGACACCUGACAGCACCUACCCCGCCCCCCCAUCACAAACUCUAAAGUAGAAUUUUUAAAUUUCUUUACAAGCAUUUAGACACUGCAGAUAUUCACUUUCGUCUCUUUGUCUUGGUCAGCUGAAUCAGCUGGGUUGAGUCUUAUUUAAACGCUCAAGAGAUUCUUUGUUAUUUAUUUACUGUUCUGUUGUUGUCAGUACGGGGCUCAUGCACUGAUUUUUUUAAAUUUAUCUGUUGAUAUGUAAAUAUGGUUGACUUUUAUAUGCCUUACAGAUCCACCAGUGUCUAUGUCAGCAUAUUAAUAUGCCUUUAUUUUGCAAUCUUUUAAACACAAAUAUUUUUGCAAUUCUUUGUUUCAGUAUAAAGACAUGGUUUAUGGAUUAUAGUUUGGAGAGCUUUGACACUGAUUUGAGGAACAACCACUUUUCUAUUGUUAAUAAAAGCUGUUGCUCUUUUCAUUUCUG